Molecule: messenger RNA, 1940 nt
Organism: Durusdinium trenchii
Lineage: Eukaryota; Dinophyceae; Suessiales; Symbiodiniaceae
Source: the annotation of a GenBank genome assembly
AGCGCUCGGCUCGGACGAGUGAACAUGCCACGUUCCAACCUGCAUUACUUACUCAUGUUGCCAUGAAGCGUGGAGGCAAAGCAGGGUCUUCGUCGGAGCCGUUUGGUGAAGAGGAUCGAGGAGAUUUAGACGAAGAGUCGCCAUUAUUGGAUGGACCAGCCAAGCCUCAGACCUUGCUUGUCACUGCCAAAGAUGGUUGUGGCCUGGGUGCCUACAUGCAACGCUUGGAAGUGAGCUUCGGCCAUGAGCUGCUGCUCAUGCUGUUCGUUGCUCAGCAUCUGAUGAAAGGAUUCGUAAAUGAGUUCAUCGCCCCUUGCAUCGCAUACUUGUAUGGAAGCUACAAGGUGCCUGGACCCCAAAUGCAAAUCUACCGGGGUGUCACCCAAUUGCCAUGGGCCAUGAAGCCCAUGAUCGGGCUCUUAAGCGAUGCCGUUCCGAUCUUCGGCUACAACAAAUCUCCAUAUAUCCUCCUUGUGGCCGUUCUGGGCGCUGCUGCCAUGACAUGUAUCGGUUCAGUGCCACGCGAUCGCCUCGGCAUCACGAGUCUGGUCCUUUGCAUCUUCCUCAUCCAAUUGCAACUCUCGACCACGGACCUUCUGACCGAGGCCAAAUAUGCCGAGAAGAUGCAGACCAAACCCAAAGAGGGACCAGCCUUGAUGUCCUUCGUCUGGUUCGGCCUCCAGGUGGGCGGUCUUGUGGCGACUCUCUUGAUUGGGCCCAUCAUGGCCAGCUUUGGGCCAAAGCUACCUUUCCUGGUGACAUUGGUGCCUGCGAGCAUCGUCAUCGUUCCGGUCCUGCGUGGCUACAUGCAAGAACGACGCUUGUCUUCGCAAGAGGUUCAGGCAGCCAGGGCGGAUAUCCUGCGACAAAAGGAGGCAUGCAUUCUAUGCUUUUUGAUGUUGGCUGCGACCUUGGUUCUUUCAUUUUUUGGCACGAUGCUUCGGGAUGUCAGGGCAAACGCCAUUGCUUCCAUAGUCAUUGCAGCUGUGAUUCUCUUGGCAUUCAGUGUCUUGCUCCGCCCGGAAAUUGCUAAAGUCAACACCUUCUUUGUCUUGCAGACAUCGGUGAACUUCUCAGUGGGUGGGGCGGCUUUCUACUUCUAUACCGACACGAAAGAACAAUAUCCUGAAGGCCCUCAUUUUUCUAUGGUGUUUUACACCACGGCUCUGGGAGUGGCUGGAUCUAUUUGCUCCUUGAUCGGCAUCUACACUUACCAGAAGUAUGCAAGUGAGUGGACCUUCCGGCAGCUGUUGCUGGUGAGCAACAUUGCCAUUUGCAUUUUGAGUAUCUCUGAUGUGAUUUUCUUCCUCCGCCUCAAUGUCCGAAUGGGCAUCCCCGACCACGCCUUUAUUCUUGGGAGCAAUGUCUUUGCAUCUAUCUUGAGCCAAUGGCAGUGGAUGCCCGGGGUGGUGAUUUUGUCGCAGUUGUGCCCGCCUGGCUUGGAGGCCACAAUGUAUGCCCUCCUGGCCGGCUGCCACAACCUGGGCGGGACCAUCGCGUCAGCCACUGGCGCAUAUGUGUUGCAAGUCUUGGAAGUGCAGCCUUCGGGUGCCAAGGAUGAAUCGGCGCAAUUCCAAAACCUUUGGGUCUGUGCAGCGCUGUCCUCGAUUCUUCCUGCCUUCGUCCUCCUAUUGCUGCCUUGGUUGAUCCCAGACCGGAAGCAAACCGACAAACUUCUACAUGAGGGGGAUGUCAGUGUCACGGAGGGAUCUAUUUGGCACCGUUUUAUGGGGCAAGACGCUUGAAGCCAUGGUUUGUCACUCUCCGAUCCUUGAGCUGACACAGCAGUCUGUGAGAUCAAAAGACUUGCUGCUUUGCCAAUGCGAGUGUUCUGUGCACUGUUGAAGCCAUGUGUAGCUGUUCAGACCAGUUUGUGCGGCACCAUGCCUCCACCCAUUCUUUGUCGGGCAUGGCGGCAUGACCCAAUAACAAAAGUUCUG